CUGUCAUCCAUAUGUUUAAAGUACGGUGCAAGUGUUAUUUGUGUUAUUGCAAGAUUUCUCUUUGGCGGAUAUGUAAAAUUGAAAAGAAUCAUUUUUUUGUCUGGUGAAUAUGAAUAAUAUGUCAAUGUCGAAAAUAACUGUUCCAAGAAAUAUGUACAAAUGAUCCUUUUACGUGUAUAAAUAUUAAGAUUUCUAAAGACGAUCCUUCCCCAGAAAGCAUUUAAAAAAAUAGCAAAAAGAUUAUAUAGUGUUUUUGCUUUGCAAUUUAGUUUUUGUUUUCAUUAUUCGUUUAUUUGUAAAUUUCCAAUAUUUCAUAUGUGUAAAUAGAGAGGAAAAAAAUUAAAAUGAGUGAUGAUCCUCCUAUAUUACCUGUUGGAACAGCAGUUAGUGCGAAAUAUAAAGGUGCAUUUUGCGAGGCGAAAGUGAGCAGAGUAUUUCCUCAACUAAGAUACAGGGUUUCUUUCAAAGAACCCCAUACUGGAACCGAAACUCUUAAAGAGGAACAUAUUAAAGCAACUGGACCUAUUAGAACCGGUAGAACAGUGCUAGCAUGGCAUCCAGCUCAAAAAACGUUCUUAGAAGCACAAGUUACUAAAAUUCAAGAUCAAAGUCAAUACACUGUUGUAUUCGAUGAUGGAGACAUCACAACUUUGAGGAGAAAUUAUUUGUGUUUGAAGAGUGGAAGGCAUUUCAAUGAAAGUGAAACUUUAGACCAACUGCCGCUUACACAUCCAGAACAUUUUAGUAAUCCUGUGAUAGGAGGGAGAAGCAGAAGACGAAAUAGAAAUAGGGAAGAUGAUAGUGAAGGAGAGCAUGAAGAGGCUGAUCCAGAAAUGGAAGGUUAUCAUAGUGAAGUUGGAAGAGUUGUGUGGGGUGAAAAUUUGGAGAAGAAAAGAAACAAAGACUGGCCACCUGGACUCAUUAUGAUGCCUAAAAAUACAAAAAUUCUCAACACAAAAGAAGAAUUCUUGAUAAGGUCAUUUAAGGAUGAUCGAUUCUAUAAUGUUCCAAAAAAGGAUGUGAUCGAGUUUAGUAAAGAAGUUGGAGAGAAAUUGGAGAACAACAACACCCCCUUUUCUAUAGGAGUUCAAAAAGCUCUCAAAUACUUGAAUACCGGUGAACUUCCAGCAAAUUGGGAGAAGCAUUUUCAUUCAGAUCGUAUGGAAACAGAUGCAGAAUUGAAUUUUUCCGAUUCUUCAGAUGAUGAACCUUGCGAGGAGAAAGAUAGAUUUGUAGCUCAGCUUUUUAAGUUCCUAGAUGAGGCUGGAACUCCAUUAAAUAAGACGCCAACCAUAGCCGGUGAAGAUGUGGAUUUAUAUAGACUUUUCAGCGUAGUCAAUAAAUUAGGUGGUUAUAAUAAAGUUAAUAACCAUAACAAGUGGAAAGCUGUCACGGGAAAACUCAAAUAUGGCAACAGUCAGUCCAUCACUAAUCAAGUAAAAGCUGUUUAUAAGAAAUGUUUAUUGAGUUUUGAAACUUUCUACAAAACAUUGGGUGUUACUAUGUUGACUCAUUCAAAAUCUAGUAGAAAGAAUAAGGGGCGAUCUCUGAUAAGGGAUAAAGAUAGGGCAACACCCAUAAAUAGUCCGAAAACUGAAAAGGAGGAAGAAACGCCAGAACGUAAAGAAGAAGAAAAACCCCCAGAAGAUAAGAAAGCGCGCCCUUCUGAGAUAAAGGAUGAUAAGAAGAAAAAAGAAAUUCCAGAUGCGAGCGAGAGCAGUAGUGACAAUAAUGAUCAUAUGGAGCCCAGUACAAGCAGAGACCAAGGUAGACCAAAAAGGUACACCAAAGUAAAAUCUUGGGCAAAAGAAAAGAAGACUACGAAAGUUUCAACUACAGAAAAGUCUAAACCUCUGGGAGAAAAACCAGAAGAGCCGUCAAAGAAGGAUGAUGAAAAAGACAAGGGUCAGCAAACUAGAUCUAAGACGCAACUACCGAAAGUCAUCACACCUACCAUAGAGAAGAAAGUAGAAUCUAAAACUCCAACAAAAGAGAUCAAAGAGAAAGAUAAUAAAGACAUCAAAGAUAAAAAUUUAGUGAAAACAUUAAAAAAGGUCGAAGAUGAAAAAGACAAGACGAAGCGUCCUCGAAAGCGAUCGAAUAUUGAAACAGAAAAUGUCACCGAUGUUCCGGCAUCUUUUAAUAUAAGCAAAGGAGACAAGUUGAAAGUAUAUUACGGACCUUCGAUUGAAUCUAAAGUAACAUAUGAAGCUAAAGUUUUGGAUAUCGUCAGAGAUGGUCCCGAACCUUUCAUUCGAGUACAUUACACAGGAUGGAACAAUAGAUAUGAUGAAUGGAUCAAAAUGGAAAGGGUGGCAGAAAAUUUGAGCGCGACAACCAAAGCUAAAAAAAUUAAACAGGUCGUCAGCGGAAAUAGCAGUCCCGUUGCCAGCAAGAGUCCUUCCCUAACUUCGAAUAAGCAAAUAAAACGAAAGAGAGGUGUUUCAGACAGUAGAAGGCCCUCUAUUAAUGAAACGACUAGAUCAACUACCCCCCUGAGUUCCACAUCCAAUUCCAGCAGGCCGAAAACGCCAGCUACACCUGCUACCAGAUCUACCACUAGGAGCAUCACACAAGAACAAAAAAGAAUCAGAAGAACUUCAGUUCAAACAGACACAUCUGUUCAUACCGAUACAGAAUCACCAGCGAGUGAGAGCGAGGCAGAAGAACUGAGUCGAACUAGAAGCGGUGGAAAAAGUGACGAGACAGAACUCAAAGUGUACAAGAAAAAAAUUAUACGAACCGCUAUACUGCAUAGAUCACCAAAGAUCAGGGAAGAAGAUGAUGAUACCGAAAAAGAAGAAGAUCAGAUAGUGAAAGAAAGAAUUGUGAAAAGAACAAGGAAGAUUAAAAGAACUCCCGAAAAGUCCAAUGAUGAUAGUGACGACGAGAGUGGCAGUCUUCCGAAAGGACGUGAUUUUGAUCUUAACCAGAUUAGAUCUGAAUUGAAAGGAUUUUCUAAAGCACUACCACUAAAUUCUAUUGAUAGUGCAGACAAAGACAGUUCCUCUGAUGACUCAGCUAAGCCUUUGGACAUAGAUGUGCAUGUAACUGCAGAAGAAGAGGAAGAAGAAAAGGAAUUGAAAAAAACCGAAGAAAAAGACAUGAAGCCAUUGGAAGAAACUUCUAGCUGCGAAGAUAUAUACGAAUUCAAAGAACCGGAGCCGUUUGAAUUCGAAUCUAGGUCCAGUUUGGGCGAAGAUAAGAGUAAGAAACGGUUAAAUCGCUUUUAUGAAGAUUUGGAUAAAUCACCUUCCAAAGGAACGUCUAAAGUUCCGAGGUUGGAGACAAAUUAUGAAACCGAUAAGAAGACUUUCAGGUCUCCAGUUAAAAUAAUAGAUUUCGAUGAAGAUGGUGGUAUAGAUUCUAAACCUAAAAAAGAAUCUGGAGAUCUCUUUGAUAAGUUGGUGGAAUCACCUAGUUUCAAUAUUGUCAAAACUGCUGAAAAACAAGUCGAAGUUAUUCCAAAGCUAGAAGUUGAGGAAUCGAUUGAAAUAAUUGCAGAACAACCUGAGAUCGCAGAUGAUUGUAGUGGCGAUAUGGAAUUAUCCGAUACCGAAUCUCAAACUCAACCUAUCUUUACUGUUCAAAGCGAGGAAGUUUUUUCAGAUGCUUUCACCAAAUCAUCAUCAGAACAAAAUACGUUAGACUUGGAAUUUUGCAAAUCUGAAGAUAGGAAUGUGGAUGAAGAAAUACAGGCAUCGAUUCAACGAGUAAUUGAACAAACAUCGACUGACGAUGAUACGCAAGAUGCUUUGUUACAAGUAACAUUGCCAGUAACAACUUAUCAAGUUAUUAAACAUGAACAGGCGAAGUCCCCUCUUAUAUCACCAAAAGUGGUGAAUGUUAUUGAAGAAACAGUUAGUACUGAGAAAAAUAUUGAAAUUGUAGAAAAAUCUGCGUUUAGUAUGAUUAAACAGCUAACUCCAGUUGUACACAGUAUUGUAAAAGAGAGUUCUAACACGACCGAAAUUGUGGGCAAUCUUGUAGUUAGUACUUCCCCUAUUCCUAUUCAAUUGGAGGAUGAUAUUGAACUGAAAGCAGCUGAAAUAUCUUUAUCGCAAAAUCUUGAGGAUUCCAAGGAUAUAGAAAUGAUAAUAGUUGAAGAUGAAGUUAAGGACGAAAUAAAAAUAGAAAAAAUCGACGAUGACAAAAUUGAGGUGGUUGAUGUUCAUCAAGAAAUCACUGAGAGCUGCAGUAUCGAACCAGAUCAUUUGAUAGUGAUUGAAAAUGACCAGGAGACCAUUGAAAUCAAGGUGGACACUGAAGAAUCAGAAACUGCGGAUGAUUCUCAAAACCUUAUUGUAGUGUCUCCUAAAGAGGAGGUUAUACCAGAAUCUAAAAAGAGAAGGAAGGUUAUCAGCCGGCCGUUUAUUGAAUCUGAUACCGACUCCACGGAUUCAGACAACCUUAUCAUAGCUCGAUCGGAUGACGAGUCACAGUCUAACUCUACUCUAGAGAAGGAAAUGAAGGAUAAUUGGGACAGCAAUAUGUCGACAACAGAAGUGCCUACCAAUACGACGGAUGAUUCACAGACAGAAGACCAAAGGAACUUCAAAUUCGAGGAAUCGGUAGAAACCGAGAAUAAACAAGAAAAACAGAACGAAGAGGCCGAAACUAAAAGCAUUUCAGAACAUGUUGAUAUCGAGGAUGAACAAAAACAAGAAAAUGAUUCACAGCUUCAUUCAAUGUUAUUGUGCGAAGAAACUAUUCCAAGAAGUCCUGCACCUCCGACUGAGACAAAUGUUGAAGAACCUGUGCGACGCAGUAAAUCUGCAUUGGAAAUGCCGUUUGCCAGUGUACCAGGAAGCAGCAAUAACAAAAGUAUGCUCUUAAAUCCAAAUCCUGCGAAGUUACACCAACAAACAACUUUGAUGAUGCAGAUUGAAACUGAGAAUGAAGGCAACGCUUCACCUCUCAGUUCUGCGGAAAGCACGCUCAGCAAUUUGUCUCCGAGGGGUAAUAAUGGCGGAUUAUCACCUUAUUCCCAAAAUAAUGACAAUAGCAACACAAGAACUGAGUUUCAAGAGAAAAGAACCAAUUCAAACAAAAUGUCCGCAUACAGUGAUGAGGAUAGCCAAUUGGUAUGUGAAUCAUCGUCAUCACAAAAAAAGAAUAUUAAAGAUGAUAGGCCAUCAACCUCCACAGGAAGGAAGAGUAGAAGAUCUUACCAAUCAAAUGAUCAGUCUGUUCCUGCUAAAAAAGGUAGGAAAUCAGGCAAUAGAUCUGGUCAUAACAGUGAUAGUGAAGAAAAUGCAUCAGUCAAUUCCCCCAAGGGUAAGGCUAAACAUAAUUCAGGAAAGUGGCCGGAAAGACCAGUGAAAUAUGAUUUUCGAGUGAAUCUCGAUGGAAUUACUGACAGAACCGAAAGAAUAAAUCUAGUACUAAACUCAAUGACAAGUCUUAGAAAAACAUAUGCCGAUCUUAAAGCAGAAUUGGCUGAUUUAGAUAGGAGGAGAAAGAAGAUUAAGAGAAGGAAAAGAGAAGGUAGGGAGAGAAAACGGAAAGAAAGAAGAGAUAAACGUGAUUCUACUCCUCUCUGAUCCCUUCAAACUUUCAUGACUCGCAUUUAGUUCUUUGAGACAAGCAGUAUCCUGUACAUAAAAUGGAAUUCAUCAUCGAUUGGAUAAGAUCAACAAUCAAGUCAAUUUCUUCUAAGCUUUUUUUACGAUUGAUAAAAAUGUGUUGCUAUUAUUUGAUGUCGUCUAACGAGGAAUUUUUUCCAGAUUCGAUUACAUUUUCAUGUAAGUUAUUGAAAAUAAAACAUAUGAUGUAAUUGGAAGGACCUUGAUCGGCAUCUUUUGUAUAUAAAGUACACUUUGAAUAUUUGUUAUUGAUAAUUUAGUUAUUUAUUCAAAUGUUUGCAAUAUUUUACUCUGAAUUGUCUAAUAUCUUUUUAGAUUUAGAUGACAGUAAUUUUAAUUGAAUAUUUCUGUUGAUGAUUUUGUGAUCAUUGUUUAUUAAUAUGAAAUGAAAAUUAGAUGAAGCGCUCGAUUAUUUCUAUAAGUAAAUUGUUUUACUCCUUAUUAAUAUCAAAAUAUAUUAGAUUUAAAAGAAUAAAGUUUCUGAAAGU
Molecule: messenger RNA, 6073 nt
Organism: Coccinella septempunctata (seven-spotted ladybird)
Lineage: Eukaryota; Metazoa; Arthropoda; Insecta; Coleoptera; Coccinellidae
Product: AT-rich interactive domain-containing protein 4A-like
Exons: 21
Coding region: 345-5543 (1732 amino acids)
Biological process (GO): regulation of transcription by RNA polymerase II
Cellular component (GO): nucleus
Molecular function (GO): transcription cis-regulatory region binding
Source: RefSeq, a predicted model, not a curated record